UCCCAACAACAACUACAUCCAAUUCGAUUGAUAUACCGGUCAAAACUAGGUCGCUUAAUGCUUUUCAUCGUUUCGUUACUAUCUAUCUAUUUGAUUUAUUCGAGUAAGUUUUCAUUUUGCUUUCUAAUUCUCAAUUUUAUUUCAUUUCAUAUCUGGCAUUUGAAUGCAAUUUUAGGUUUCAGUGGUAAUGAUGUAAAAGCUGAACAAGCAUCGUUAUCCUCGAAUCUCAGCCUUUCUAAUCGUUCUCGGCAAAUUUUGAUGAAUGAAUGCGCUAAAUUCAGUGCACAUGGCGUAUUAUCAUCGCUCUGUGAUGCAUUCGAGGCAAAUGAAGUGAGCGGCGAUAUUUGCAAUCGGUUAUGUUCGAAUCGUGAUUGGAAAAUAAUUGAUUUACAUGAGAGUAGUAAAUUUGUGAUUAUAUUGCGUAUUGGUGGACAGGACGUUGUACUCAAAAGUCAGUAUCCAUCAAUUGAUCAGUUUCAACAACUCGAUUAUCGCAUUGAUGAGGAGGCUUUCACAGAUGCAUUGCUUGAUUUAGUCAAUUAUACAGUACGAUUAGGCUGGCCACUUCAAUAUAAAAGGCACUUAAUUGAAACGGUAUGGCCAAUAUAUAAACGAACCAUGUAUAAACCAUUGUCGAAAGCAGAUCGUAAAAGUCUUUGGGCUUUACUCGCUCAAGAUGAAUACAUCACUUUCAGAGUGUUGCCACUUUCGAGGGUUACGCCGAAGAUAAUCGGAACAUGUGGUCAUUUCUAUCAAGUAGAGCAUUUGAUUGCAUUUCGUAUGAAAGGCUAUUAUAUGAAUUUAAAAGCAAAGAUUUUAGUACAUUUAAUGGGAACAUUAAAAUUAUUUGAUGAAUUCUUGAAUGAACCACUGCAAUGGUGUGAUGUCAAAUUUGAUAAUUUGGGUCUUGCAGCUGAUUAUCCAAAAAGGUUCAUGGUGAUGGAUGCGGAUAUGUUGUACACAAAAUCGAGAUUAGAUUCUCUUUUAACAUCGCGUACUUGUUCGGUGGAUAGUGAUUGUACCUUCUUCGAUUGCACUGCUAAGUGUAAUAGCACUAUUGGUUAUUGUACAACACGUACGAAUAAUAAUGUUCGAGUGUUCUGUGAAAAGCUUGUUCAUCAGUUGUUCGGUAAAUUUUGGUCAAAAUCGAAUCGGUAUUUGGCUGCGUGUCACGAUACAUCGGUAUCGGAAGAAGAGCGUUUGGCGAAUUUAAGGUUGGCAUGGUCGUGGAAUCUAUCGGAUGUGUAG
Messenger RNA from Anisakis simplex (herring worm), 1248 nucleotides. The record is from the annotation of a GenBank genome assembly. Lineage: Eukaryota; Metazoa; Nematoda; Chromadorea; Rhabditida; Anisakidae.